AUGAACGCUGCAAGCACCAACGAGGGCUUAGGUGGUAGUGAGAAUACGAUUAUUGAGAUUGCGAAAGAUGGGAAUCUAGUAGUGAAAGUGAUCGAAUACGACCUCGUGCCCAGUUCUGAUACAACUACUAAAGCGUGCGGUCACCUGUGGAAACCGACAAAGUCUGCAUCGUUCCAAGUGAGCAAGCAGGUCUAA
This is a messenger RNA of Blastomyces dermatitidis ER-3, 195 nucleotides long. RefSeq lists its product as uncharacterized. The record is from RefSeq and is a predicted model, not a curated record. Lineage: Eukaryota; Fungi; Ascomycota; Eurotiomycetes; Onygenales; Ajellomycetaceae. The transcript has a single exon. Bases 1 to 195 code for a protein of 64 amino acids.